UCCAGAUUCACUCGUUAAUCUGUUUAAUUCUCGAUAAAGAGAGAUCAUGAAGGGUUUGGUCGGAGGAAUCCCUCUUGCCCUCCUCGUCGCCGCCGUCGCCAACGGCCAUGGCGAGGCGGUGCAGGAGGAGGGCCCGGUAACUUUGAUCGGUGGCCCCAGUGGUGACGACGGUGGGAACAGUGCUGCUAUCGCGUAUGACAGCACCUACGGUUCCGGUGUGAAGGACAACUACAAGGACGACCACUCGGUUGAUCUGAAGAACACUGUGGUCGGCGCCGCUCCCCCUCAUGCCCCAGUGCCAGGCGUCCACAAGCGAGGCGACGGCAGCCUGACAUUCUUUGAUGGCCCGGCCGGCGAUGACGCGGGCAACAGCGCGGGAUUUGAGUUCGACAGUGCCUAUGCUUCUGUCGUUGAGGAUUGGGUUAAGGAUGAUCACUCUAAAGACAUCAAGAACACCCGAGGUGAUCCCUUAGUGACCUUUGUCAAAGGUCCAUCUGGCAACGAUGGCGGCAACAGUGCCGAAAUUGAAUUCGAUAGCUCGUACGCCUCCGCCGUUAAGGAUUCGUACAGGGACGACCACUCCGUCGACAUCGACAACCAUAUCAUCCAGCCUCCCCCAGUUCCAGGUUUCCGCAAGAGAGGUGGCGGUGACACCACUUUCUUUGACGGGCCAUCCGGCGAUGAUGGCGGUAAUAGUGCUAGCUUUGAGUUCGAUAGCUCAUACGGCUCCAGUGUGAAAGACUGGUAUAAAGAUGAUCAUUCCGUCGACAUCAAGAAUCAUAUCGUCCAGCCUCCGCCAAUGCCAGGUUUCCGCAAGAGAGGUGGCGGUGAUACCGUAUUCUUUGAUGGUCCAUCCGGCGACGAUGGCGGCAACAGUGCUAGCUUUGAGUUUGAUAGCUCAUAUACCUCGAGUGUCGAGGAUGCCUAUAAGGAUGACCACUCUGUUGACGUGAAGAACACUAUCAUCCACCCGCCUCCCGUCUUCCACCCGCCUCCAGUCUUCCACCCUCCACCAGGUCCGGGUUUCCGCAAGAGAGGGGACGGUGAUACCACCUUCUUUGAUGGUCCAUCUGGCGAUGAUGGCGGUAACAGUGCUGGCUUUGAGUUUGAUAGCUCAUACGCCUCAAGUGUCGAGGACUACUACAAGGAUGACCACUCUGUUGACGUGAAGAACACUAUCAUCCACCCGCCUCCUGUCUUCCACCCUCCCCCUGUCUUCCACCCUCCACCAGGUCCGGGUUUCCGCAAGAGAGGGGACGGUGGCACUGUUUUCUUUGGUGGCCCAUCUGGCGAUGAUGGCGGUAACAGUGCUAGUGUUGGGUUUGAUAGCUCAUACGCCUCAAGUGUCAAGGACGCCUACAAGGAUGACCACUCUGUUGAUGUCAAAAACACUGUCAUCCAUCCUCCCCCUGUCUUCCACCCUCCUCCGGUGGCAGGCUUCCGGAAGCGCGAUGAUGGAGGCUCUCACAUUAGCACUCCUAACUACCAUGAGCAUGCUAAGCCGGCUGUGGUCGAAGAUGAUUCUGGAGAACCUGCCAAAGACGGCGGAAUUACCUUCAUUAAAGGCCCCUCCGGUAACGAUGGUGGCAACAGCGCCGAUGUCAAAUUUGACAGUAACUAUGCAUCUGCGGUCGACGAUCAUUACAAGGAUGACCAUUCUGUGGAUAUCACGAACCACGUGGUCGCGCCCCCAGCUGUGCCAAAGGGCUUCCGCAAGCGCGGUAGCGGCCCGGUCUUUUACGAUGGUCCCAGCGGGGAUGAUGAAGGGAAUGAUGCCGACUUUGUCUUUGAUAACGACUACUCAUCGAAGGUCGACAGCCACUAUGUAGAUGAUCAUUCCGUGAAGGAAGAGAACUGGAUCGUGCAAGCUCCGCCACCGCCGCCGCCCCCUCGUCCUCAGCCCCCUCGUCCUCAGGGACCUCCUGGCCAGGCAGCUCCACCUCCUUUCGCUGGCAACCAAGAGCCGCCUCAUCCUCAGGGACCUCCUCACCAGCCCCCUCAUCCUCAGGGACCUCCUGCCCAGGCAGCUCCACCUCCUUUCGCUGGCAACCAAGAGCCGGCGCAUCCUCAGGGACCUCCUCCCCAGGCCCCUCAUCCUCAGGGAGAUCCUGCUCAGGCAGCUCCGCCUCCUUUCGCUGGCAACCCAGAGCCACCUCACGGAGUGGCCCCGGUAGCAAGCGAGCCAUGCAGCACAUCCACCUUCCUUGAGACCGUCAUCAAGACCCUUGCAGACGACCCGGUGGCUACUAAGCCCGCUGCCCCGUACAGGCCGCCUGAGCAUCCUCAGCCCCAUGCGCCUCAUCCAAAUGCUCCAUCCGACCCCGGCCAUGGGUUCGAGCCUACGCAUCCCGGCGAGGCCGUGCCAACUGGUGUUUCUCCCGCCCACGAGGUUGAGGCUCCCAAGGGCCACGAGAACCCCGGCUACCAGAAGCCAGAGCCCGCCCGCCCCUCUUUCACCACGUCGAAGGUGGAAGCUCAUCCCCAGCCGACUGUUCCGUCGUACCCCCCGCAGGGAAACCCUCAAGCACACCCUGAGGGCGGCGCUCCCGCUGACCCUGGUCACGGCCAGCCUCAAGCGGACACUACUCCUUGCCCCACGGGUAGGCCCGGAGGUCACCAACCUGAGCCUACCGCUCCUGCCUAUCAACCGCAUCAACCCCAGGACGCUGACCCGAAGGAAGCUCCCAAGCACGCGACCACCGCCGCAGAGCCCGUGACCUCCAUCACGUCCACCAUCACCGUGAGCCACACCUCCUCCUUCGCCGUCGUCCCCGUCUACAUGGACUCCAACCACAAGACCACCUGCACGUCAGCAGCCCACCAGCGCCCCACCGACGUCGACGCCCAGGACAAUCACCACGCGCCUUCCUCGGCUCACAGCCAGGCCGUCAAGCCCUCGCACCACGCUGCCCCGUCCCCGUCCCCGACGCCUAGCCAGAGCACGUUGUUCACCGGCGCCGCGGGCCGCAUCGCUCCCGCCGCUGGUGUCGUGUCUGCCGUGUGUGGCCUCAUGGCUGUUCUUGCCUUCGUGCUGUAAGCUGUAAUCGAGUCGUGACAUCUGAGUGCUGCCACGUUGAAUUUCUCAUUCACUCUUUUCUUUUUUUCUUUCCAUUAUCUAAUGUCUUUUAUAUUAUUGGGACUUCUGUUGCGCUCGCUCUACUGUCUGUAUUCCAUUUUUUCGGAUAAUC
Aspergillus novofumigatus IBT 16806 is the source of this 3188-nucleotide messenger RNA. RefSeq names its product putative GPI anchored protein (gene CweA). Gene Ontology annotation, biological process: actin filament polymerization. Gene Ontology annotation, cellular component: actin filament; cytoplasm. The record is from RefSeq and is a predicted model, not a curated record. The transcript is spliced from 2 exons. Bases 47 to 3037 code for a protein of 996 amino acids. Lineage: Eukaryota; Fungi; Ascomycota; Eurotiomycetes; Eurotiales; Aspergillaceae. Gene Ontology annotation, molecular function: microtubule binding; actin binding.